Paramecium octaurelia is the source of this 204-nucleotide messenger RNA. Lineage: Eukaryota; Ciliophora; Oligohymenophorea; Peniculida; Parameciidae. The record is from the annotation of a GenBank genome assembly.
AUGGGAAUCUGCCAUGGAAGCACAAAAAACAACAAUGGGUAGUUGAAGUAAGUGAUGGCCAAGGUCAGAAAAUCUUAAGAUAUUGACAUCAUCUUAAAGGAGACAACCGAAACUUAUACUACAUAUAACCCAUACAUGAAUCCCAUUCUCAAUCGUCGUUUGAGGGAGUAAUCCACUCCAACUUAUUCAAAUGUUCAACAAUGA